Capronia coronata CBS 617.96 is the source of this 2379-nucleotide messenger RNA. RefSeq lists its product as uncharacterized. Bases 1 to 2379 code for a protein of 792 amino acids. Gene Ontology annotation, biological process: phospholipid biosynthetic process. NCBI's taxonomy places the organism in Eukaryota, Fungi, Ascomycota, Eurotiomycetes, Chaetothyriales, Herpotrichiellaceae. Gene Ontology annotation, cellular component: endoplasmic reticulum membrane. The transcript has 2 exons. Gene Ontology annotation, molecular function: glycerol-3-phosphate O-acyltransferase activity; glycerone-phosphate O-acyltransferase activity. The record is from RefSeq and is a predicted model, not a curated record.
AUGGCAAAGGACGACGGUUCGGAGCGGUCGCUCAUUUCCAAGCUCCCUCGACAGGGCAAGAAGCAGGGCAAUAAACGACAGAUACCAUGGUUAUAUGAUCUUGUCUUGUGGGCGCUCUCCGUCUUGAUAGACCUCUUCUUUCGAGAAGUGCACCCUCGAGGAGCAUGGAAGGUACCGAAGAAGGGGCCCGUCAUUCUCGUUGCCGCGCCGCAUGCAAAUCAGUUUGUCGAUUCAUUGAUCUUGAUGAGAAUUCUCAAAACCGAAGCCAAUAGACGGAUCUCAUAUCUGAUUGCAGAAAAAUCUACAAAGCGCAAAUUCAUUGGGACUUUGUCGGCGGCAAGUGGUGCCAUCCCGGUCGCCAGAGCCCUCGACAAGGUGAAGCCAGCAAAGGGCAAAGUAUAUCUACCGGAUCCCGAGAACGACCCAACCCUCCUCCGCGGCGUCGACACUGAUUUUACGGGCCCCGAUUUUGAAGUGGGGGGUUUGAUAGUGUUGCCGAAGAUUAGAGGCCAGACACCCAGCACCGAGAUUGCCGAGAUCAUCUCUCCUACCGAAAUCCGCCUGAAAAAGCCUUUCAAAACACCAGAAGCAUUGGAGUCCCUGCAUGGCGUGGGGUCCAUCUAUGAUACUACUGCCUCCGGUGGCUACCCUGACGAACAGAGCGAACCCCGCGGUUGUUCUUUCAAGGUGGCUCCUCAUGUGGACCAGACAAAGGUGUACAAUGCUGUUUUCGAAGAGCUCGAAGCCGGUGGCUGCAUUGGGAUAUUUCCCGAAGGAGGCAGCCAUGACAGACCAGAUCUACUGCCGUUAAAAGCCGGUGUCGCCAUCAUGGCGCUUGGGGCAGAGGCGAAUUAUCCAGGGUGCGGUGUUAAGAUCAUCCCCGUUGGCAUGAAUUACUUCCACGCCCACAAGUUUCGAUCAAGGGCCGUCAUUGAAUUUGGCCAUCCCAUUGAGGUCCAUCCAGACCAAGUCGCUGCAUACAAAGCCGGGGACCGCAGGAAUGCUGUUGGAUCUCUCUUGGAAACAGUCUAUCAAGGCCUGGUGUCGGUCACACAAUCAUGCCCUGACUACGAAACUCUGAUGCUGGUGCAAGCUGCUAGGCGUCUAUAUAAUCCCACUGGAAAGAAGUUGCCGCUCCCACUGGUGGUCGAGCUCAACCGGCGCCUGGUGAAGGGCUAUACAAAGUACAAGGAUGAUCCACGUGUGGUGGAACUGAAAAAGGACGUCCUCGAUUACAACCGCGAGCUUCGAGCUCUUGGUCUUAAAGAUCAUCAACUCGAGUGGGGCAAUCCGGCGAAACGACCUUACUGGUAUGUGUUCGGCACGCUGAUCUACAGACUUGGCGAACUCUUCUUCCUGACCAUUGGAACCUUGCCCGGUCUGGCCAUGUUCUGGCCCGUUUUCGUCACCACCAAGGUCAUCUCGGCAAAGAAAUCUCGAGAAGCCCUCGCGGCUUCGACGGUGAAGCUUGAGGGCCGGGACGUCAUUGCGACAUGGAAGAUACUUGUCGCAAUGGCCUUUGCUCCUACUCUCUACAUCUAUUAUACCGUCAUUGUGUCGUUGUGGCUGGCAUACAACAGACGUGGCGGCUACUAUACUUACCGUCUGCCUUGGUGGAUGGUUGCUAGGACUUAUGUCCCCGACUUCCUCCCGAUGUGGCUGUUUGCCAUUCUCUUCUUCAUCUUGUGUAUUAGCGUCACUUUCGCAGCUCUGAGGAUUGGUGAGAUUGGUAUGGACAUUGUCAAAUCGCUUCCACCACUAUUUAUCGCACUUAAUCCUCGUUCAUCAAGCAGGAUAGUGCGGCUGCGAGCACGACGGGAAAGGUUGUCUGCCAAGGUGACUGAGGUCAUCAACACCCUUGGCCCGGAGGUCUUCCCUGAUUUCGAUGCAAAGAGGAUCGUGGCCGAUUCAUACAGAGAAGGCGCUUAUCAAUCCAGGUACAAGCAGGUGCCAGAGGAACCGAGACUGGUUGACUCGGUUGAACCGGCAACACCGACGUCUGGCGGGUUUGAGGACUCGGCCGACUCAUCCACCUCCAAGUCCUUCAGCUUUCUACCUUCCAACGAGUCAUUUGGCAACAUCGGUGGGUUUGGAUUCUUUGCAUCCAGGCCUGCGACCCCCAAAAGCCGGAGCCGAAGCCGGAGCCAAAGCAGUUCCGGAAGAGGUGCGCUCACCUCUACUCUCAAACCGUUUAGCGCCCUCAACGACAAGACGAGCCUUGACGAAGUCAGCAAGCGCAUUCGAGGGGCAAUGCGUGAGAGAGGGCGUAAGCGUGAAAAUGAGGGAGUGGAGACCGGCACUGAAAGCAGCUGGGACAUGGCUUCAGAUGGGCGAGUGACACCUACGACGGAGGAUGAGGAGCCCAAGAAAGAUCGUUAA